AUGACAGCAAUACCAUCAAAUUAUUUCAUUUCUAAACGUAAUAUAUCGUCUCAUCUUAAAGUUGACUGUAUACCUGUUUAUUACGAUACAUUGAAACGGAUUAUUGAGACAAAUGAAGAUAGCGAUGAUGUAUUAUAUGGAAAAUUGUUAAUGAAUAAUGAUUAUUCCAAAACACAAGUUUAUGUCAUAUGCUCAAAAUAUCAAUUUGAUUAUAAUGCUAAUGAUGAUGACUUAGAAGAAAACAACUAUUCAGAUGAAAGAGAGCGAUCUAUAACUCGUCGAUCACCACGCAAUGCUAAUAUUUUAUAUCGAUAUUGUCGAUUAUCUGGUCACAUGAAACAAUUUUGUUUAAAUUAUUCAAUACGAAUGUUAUUUGCUACAGGUCAUUAG
This is a messenger RNA of Didymodactylos carnosus, 390 nucleotides long. The record is from the annotation of a GenBank genome assembly. NCBI's taxonomy places the organism in Eukaryota, Metazoa, Rotifera, Eurotatoria, Philodinida, Philodinidae.